This is a messenger RNA of Fonsecaea multimorphosa CBS 102226, 909 nucleotides long. RefSeq lists its product as uncharacterized. Bases 1 to 909 code for a protein of 302 amino acids. Gene Ontology annotation, molecular function: shikimate 3-dehydrogenase (NADP+) activity. The record is from RefSeq and is a predicted model, not a curated record. The transcript has a single exon. Lineage: Eukaryota; Fungi; Ascomycota; Eurotiomycetes; Chaetothyriales; Herpotrichiellaceae. Gene Ontology annotation, biological process: shikimate metabolic process; chorismate biosynthetic process.
AUGGGAAGUUAUAUCGAGCCUUCCUUUGUAUAUCUGUUGGGGGCCGGUGUAGGCCACUCGAUUGCACCUCCAGUCCAUAACUAUAUCGCUGCCACUGUGGGUUGUCCCUGGAAGUUCGAGGCCCGCGAAUGUCCCUCCAUCAAAGAUGCCGCGGCUCUACUUCGACAGCCAGGUUUUGCCGGAGCGAUAGUCACGAUGCCGUACAAGAAAGCAAUCAUUAACUACCUAGAAGGGGUCGAUAAAGUGGUUGUGCAACUGGGCGCUUGCAAUGUCGUCUACAUCGCGCGAGAUGGGACGCUUCGUGGCACAAAUACGGAUUGGCUUGGAGUUGCUGGUUGUCUGCUCGACACGGUUCCAACUCCCCCGGGGGAAGAUCCGCCUGCCCUCCUCGUCGGUGCCGGUGGUGCAGCCAAAGCAGCUCUUCACGCUCUCUCGACUGUUUUAAAAUGCAAGACCGUAUACAUCGUUAACCGGGAUGACCAAGAGGUCCGCGAGUUGACUAAAGAGCUCGAGAUGAAGUAUAGUGAUUUGAAACUCGUGCAUGUGCGAUCCGCAGAGCACGCAAAAGCCCUCAAAUCGCCGUACUACGUCGUCGGCACCAUUCCAAACACAGAGCCAGCGUCCGAAAAGGAAAUCGAAGUCUACAAAUCCCUUGAACUCUUCCUCUACCAGGCGAUACGUAAGGGUGUCGUGUUGGACAUGUGCUACAAGCCUCGUCGUACCAGGAUGUUGAAGCUUGCAGAGCGUUACGGAUGGACAACUAUAGAUGGGACCUCGAUAAUAGGCCACCAGCUGGAGGAGCAGUAUAGGUUGUGGUGUGGACCAGAGGCGGUGCAGAGGUUGCCUUUAGAUGGAGCAUGGAAGGUGUUGCACCAAGCUGCGGAGAGCAGCGCAUACAUCAAUGGUUGA